GUCCAAAGUACUAUAGACGAUAUUGGCCUGACCAGAACGUUUUAACAAGAACUGUUUUGUGCACCGAGAGGAAUAUACUGAAGGAGUAAGAUUGUUUGUAUAGAUGGCCUGUUCUCCAACCCAACAGGAGUCACAGACAUCACAGAGGUCACAGAGGUCACAGGGGCCACAUGAGUCACUUGGGUCUGAUCUACGGGUGGAUGCUCACAUAACUAGCUCACCUCCCUUAAGUUCUCUGACAGCCAGCAAAAAUUCAUGUGAGAUUUGUGGUGCAGCUCCCCUCAGAGAUCAACAUUCCUGUCGUGUGUGUGACAAGGUGUUGUGUGUUUGCUGUUCAGAAAUGCAUGAAAAAUUGCUAUUUAUGAGGAAUGAUUCGAAAGAAUCCAAGGGAGAUAACUGUUGGCUGUGUGACCGGUUACAUAUUCUCAUUUUUCCAGACAGUGGAGAAAAUUCCAGUCCAGUUGAUGAGGAAGUCUCCAUUUUGAAUCAAAAUCAUGAUGAUCUCGAACAGUCAACUGCAGGACUGCCUCCAGUGUUGGAUAAAAUGACAAUUUCAAAAGGGGCAGACAACCCUAUCAGUUCUGGUGCUAGCUCAUCACAUAUAAAUAAGGUAGAUAUGACAAUUAUUGACUCUUCAAAAUCAAAUGGAGGAAAUAGCCAAGGAGAUCACCAGGGAACACGUCCGAAUAGAGUUAAAAUUGAUGAGAGAGGUACCAUGACUCAAGGUCAUCAACAGGAGACAAUAUUCACCAAAGGUCAAGGUCACAACCAGAUAUACCAAGAUAUACGUAAUACUGGCUCAGAAAGAAAAGAAACAUUGGGAAAUCUAUCGCCUGGUUUGACAUACAGCUUCAUCAGCCAGCUUUUUUCACCGAGACAACGCACUGACUAUGCCCAUAAAAUCAACUUCAUUAGCAAGUGGAACAACAGAGAUCAAAAACAAUUUGGUGAUGUUCUUUUACUGAGUAGUGAUAAGAAUGAAGACAUUAGAGGUGCCGAGAAGUACUGUGAAUAUUUAAAUACACUUCAGAUGCGUGGUGGACCAGAACAACCAGGCAUUUUUGUAAAAGCUCGCUUGUAUCAUCAACUAGUACUGCCUGGAUCACCUGUGAUCUCCGGGUUCGUGGAGGCUUUAGAACAAUUCACAUUUGUUUUUCUAUACGAAACAAAGAGUCUUGAAGCUCUUCAUUCAUAUUUCAAGGAGAUUUGUCUCUCUCAGCAGGUAAUAAUAAAGGAAAAGAAUGGCUGUUUAGCUGUAGUCUAUGCUGAAGGUGUUGACCCCAGUAGUGUUGACAAUCAAUUAUGGCUUCACCCUUUAAUGAGUGUCUCCGCCACUGAUAGAUCUAAAGACACAGAGCGUGCUCUUAUAAAAAAACUGGAGAGCAAACUCUACAUGCGAGAAGCCAAAGAAAAGGAUUUUAUUGAAGAACAUUUUAAGGAAGCUCAACGGAAAGAAAAAGCCCAGCGGUUAAAAGAAGCCCAGAACUUAGAUGAAACUGCUUAGAAUUUACAAAUUAAAUGCUCAGUAGUUACAAGGAGCUCAUGAUCAGUGGUCAGAAGUAACUCAGUGGUCAGAAGUUACUCAGUGGUCAGAAGUUACUCAGUGGUCAGAAGUUACUCAGUGGUUAGAAGUUACUCAGUGGUCAGAAGUUACUCGGUGGUUAGAAGUUACUCGGUGGGUAGAAGUUACUCGGUAGGUAGAAGUUACUCAGUGGUCAGAAGUUACUCAGUGGUCAGAAGUUACUCGGUGGUUAGAAGUUACUCAGUGGUUAGAAGUUACUCCGUGGUCAGAAGUUACUCAGUGGUUAGAAGUUACUCAGUGGUCUGAAGUUACUCAGUGGUCAGAAGUUACUCAGUGGUCAGAAGUUACUUAGUGGUUAGAAGUUACUCAGUGGUUAGAAGUUACUCAGUGGUCAGAAGUUACUUAGUGGUCAGAAGUCACUUAGUGGUUAGUGGUUAGAAGUUACUCAGUGGUCAGACGUUACUUAGUGGUUAGAAGUUACUUAGUGGUCAGAAGUUACUUAGUGGUCAGACGUUACUCAGUGGUCAGAAGUUAAUUAGUGGUCAGAAGUCACUUAGUGGUUAGAAGUUACUCGGUGGUCAGAAGUUACUCAGUGGUCAGAAGUUACUCAGUGGUUAGAAGUUACUCAGUGGGUAGAAGUAACUUGGUGGUCAGAAGUUACUCGGUGGUCAGAAGUUACUUAGUGGUCAGAAGUUACUCAGUGGUUAGAAGUUACUCAGUGGUUAGAAGUUACUCAGUGGUUAGAAGUUACUCGGUGGUUAGAAGUUACUCAGUGGUUAGAAGUUACUCAGUGGUUAGAAGUUACUCAGUGGUUAGAAGUUACUCGGUGGUUAGAAGUUACUCAGUGGUUAGAAGUUGUUUGGUGGUUAGAAGUUACUCAGUGGUUAGAAGUUACUCAGUGGUUAGAAGUUACUUAGUGGUCAGAAGUUAAUCAGUGGUCAUCAGUUACUCCGUGGUCAGAAGUUACUCAGUGGUUAGAAGUUACUCAGUGGUCAGAAGUUAAUCAGUGGUCAUCAGUUACUCAGUGGUUAGAAGUUACUCAGUGGUUAGAAGUUACUCGGUGGUCAGAAGUUACUCCGUGGUCAGAAGUUACUUAGUGGUCAGAAGUUAAUCAGUGGUCAGAAGUUACUCCGUGGUCAGAAGUUACUCAGUGGUUAGAAGUUACUCAGUGGUUAGAAGUUACUCCGUGGUCAGAAGUUACUUAGUGGUCAGAAGUUAAUCAGUGGUUAGAAGUUACUCAGUGGUUAGAAGUUACUCGGUGGUUAGAAGUUGUUUGGUGGUUAGAAGUUACUCAGUGGUUAGAAGUUACUCCGUGGUCAGAAGUUACUCAGUGGUUAGAAGUUACUCGGUGGUUAGAAGUUACUCAGUGGUUAGAAGUUACUCAGUGGUUAGAAGUUGUUUGGUGGUUAGAAGUUACUCAGUGGUCAGAAGUUAAUCAGUGGUCAGAAGUUACUCAGUGGUCAGAAGUUACUCAGUGGUUAGAAGUUACUCAGUGGUCAGAAGUUAAUCAGUGGUCAGAAGUUACUCCGUGGUCAGAAGUUACUCAGUGGUUAGAAGUUACUCAGUGGUCAUCAGUUACUCAGUGGUUAGAAGUUACUCAGUGGUUAGAAGUUACUCGGUGGUUAGAAGUUACACAGUGGUUAGAAGUUACUCAGUGGUUAGAAGUUACUCAGUGGUUAGAAGUUACUCGGUGGUCAGAAGUUACUCAGUGGUUAGAAGAUACUCAGUGGUCAGAAGUUACUUAGUGGUUAGAAGUUACUCAGUGGUUAGAAGUUACUCAGUGGUCAGAAGUUACACAGUGGUUAGAAGUUACUCAGUGGUUAGAAGUUGUUUGGUGGUUAGAAGUUACUCGGUGGUUAGAAGUUACUCAGUGGUCAGAAGUUACUUAGUGGUUAGAAGUUACUCAGUGGUUAGAAGUUGUUUGGUGGUUAGAAGUUACUCAGUGGUCAGAAGUUACUCAGUGGUUAGAAGUUACUCAGUGGUCAGAAGUUAAUCAGUGGUCAGAAGUUACUCCGUGGUUAGAAGUUACUUAGUGGUCAGAAGUUACUCAGUUGUCAGAAGUUACUCAGUGGUUAGAAGUUACUCAGUGGUCAGAAGUUAAUCAGUGGUCAGAAGUUACUCAGUGGUUAGAAGUUACUCAGUGGUCAGAAGUUACUCGGUGGUUAGAAGUUACUCAGUGGAUAGAAGUUACUCGGUGGUUAGAAGUUACUCAGUGGUCAGAAGUUGUUUGGUGGUCAGAAGUUACUCAGUUGUCAGAAGUUAAUCAGUGGUUAUAAGUUACUCAGUGGUUAGAAGUUACUCAGUGGUUAGAAGUUACUCGGUGGUUAGAAGUUACUCAGUGGAUAGAAUUUACUCAGUGGUUAGAAGUUACUCGGUGGUUAGAAGUUACUCAGUGGUUAGAAGUUACUCGGUGGUUAGAAGUUGUUUGGUGGUCAGAAGUUACUCAGUUGUCAGAAGUUAAUCAGUGGUUAGAAGUUACUCAGUGGUUAGAAUUUACUCAGUGGUUAGAAGUUACUCGGUGGUUAGAAGUUACUCAGUGGUUAGAAGUUACUCAGUGGUUAGAAGUUACUCAGUGGUUAGAAGUUACUCAGUGGUUAGAAGUUACUCGGUGGUUAGAAGUUACUCAGUGGUUAGAAGUUACUCGGUGGUUAGAAGUUACACAGUGGUUAGAAGUUACUCAGUGGUUAGAAGUUGUUUGGUGGUUAGAAGUUACUCAGUGGUUAGAAGUUACUUAGUGGUGAGAAGUUACUCAGUGGUCAGAAGUUACUCAGUGGUGAGAAGUUACUCGGUGGUCAGAAGUUACUCGGUGGUCAGAAGUUACUCGGUGGUCAGAAGUUACUCAGUGGGUAGAAGUUACUCAGUGGGUAGAAGUUACUCGGUGGUCAGAAGUUACUCGGUGGUUAGAAGUUUUUGUUUCUGGUUAACAACUUCUCUUUUCUGUAAUACAAAUAGUAUUCAUCCGCAGCCUAAUAGGGACCAACCAACCAAUUGUUUUCCCAUAGACGUUAGUGUUAACGUUUUGGUGUAUUUCAUUCAAAUUCUUGAAUUUACUAUUACAAUUAUGGUUGAAUAUGCACUCCCGAACUUGAUACCACGAUCCCAGUUUCCGUCUGUAUGGGACCCUGACUGUCCGUGAUUACGGAUUUGUUGACACUAUACGAAACUGGCAUUUUCAAAAGAUGCUAACGGAACCGCGUCAUCUACAUAUCCGACAUGAAACUGUGCCAGUUACAAUGGACCCCGAGUACAAUAGUGACAUCCUCCACAAGGCUUAUUGCACAAUUUCCGUCCCCACUGCAUAGUUUUCCACACAUACCACCCUCUUGGAGUCUCGACAGACCGUCUGCAUUCUGGUGGCUCUCUCCACGUCAAUGUUUGAUUGCCAAGUCAUACUGACUUAACUCUACCAUCCAUCUAGCUAUUUGCCUUUGAGGAGCUUUGAAACUCAGUAACCUUUAAUACUAGGGGAAGGGCUAUAUUGAAGGAUAAAUACUAUACGCAUAAAUGUAUAUGUUUAUGUGGGCUGGCUAACAUCCUCGUCCAUGUGUCCCCUUCAAAUUCCUUCAAAUAUUUUCUUGUCCAGGCCCUUAAUUCUACCUUGAACUAACAGUUUAUUUGCAUCACCUCAAUCAAAUGUGCAAUGUAUGGUCGCUGCGACCUUGAUGCAAAGGUCAAAAAGGUGAUUUUUUUGUAACAGUUUCUUGUCCAAGAUGUAACUUUUAAACCAAAGUAACCGUUACAGGUAUCUAAAUGAAAGCAAACCUGUGUACCUUUAUCCUCCAUCGACGAAGAGCAGUGCUUUCUAUUUGUCUGCAGACGAUCUGCAUCUUUUAUCAAUCUUUUGAAACUCUAGAUCUGUAAGCAUAAUAAUUAGAUGAAGUUGUUUUCCUAAAAAAAAAAAAUAUUUUGCAAACGUUAUUGGUGUUUAUUUCAAGAUUUAGCUCUUGCAUUCGUGCAGCAGUGGCAGAUCGGUGAUCUGGGUAUCGUUUCACAAAACUUCGUAACUUACGUACGUUCGUAAAUAUACGGAGUUCGUAAGUCCGUUUCACAUAGGUGUUUGUAACUUUAAAAUUCAAAUCGCCCUGCGUCCGUGGUCCGUCCGUAAACAAUUCUUGUUAUCACUAUUUCUCAGAAAGUACUGAAGGGAUCUUU
Pecten maximus is the source of this 5674-nucleotide messenger RNA. RefSeq lists its product as uncharacterized. The record is from RefSeq and is a predicted model, not a curated record. Bases 104 to 1504 code for a protein of 466 amino acids. Lineage: Eukaryota; Metazoa; Mollusca; Bivalvia; Pectinida; Pectinidae. The transcript has 5 exons.